Messenger RNA from Blepharisma stoltei, 1914 nucleotides. The record is from the annotation of a GenBank genome assembly. Lineage: Eukaryota; Ciliophora; Heterotrichea; Heterotrichida; Blepharismidae.
AUGGACUUUAGCAACUAUUUGAAAAGAAAGAGGUGUGACAAAAACACUCCUAUGAAGGCGAAAAGGUCAAGCUCGGGGGCUAUUGCGACUCCGAUAUAUAUUACUUUCCCAAAGAAUGAAAAAGCAAUAAAAUACAAAAUUUCGAUGAGUAUGAUAGUAGAGGACACUGUGAGAGAAAACUCAAACAAGGAAGAAGUUUAUAAUGUGAAUUUUGCGGAAUUGUAUGAAAAAGAGUUAGGAGUUGUGAAAGAGUUAGGAAAAAAAUUAGAAAAUGCAGCGAGUGAGAAUAUAAUGGCUUAUGAUAAAUAGCUCAUUAACUCCCCUUAUUUAAUUGAAAUAGAAUAUCUAAAAUUUCAUGUUUUGGAUACUUUAAACCCCUUUAAACUGAAAUAAUUUUUUUUAGUAGGAAAAUUUUAUAGGUGUAAAUAAAAUUAAUUUAACCUAUUUAAUAAAAAAGUGACACUAGAAUAUCAUUAAAACAGUUUUCCACUGAAUUGAAUAAUUUUUUGAAUUAAUUCUUCAUAAAAUUAAUUAAAAUUUAAAAAAGAGUAAAUAUUAUUUUUGGCUAGUUAGAUGACAGCUGUAUUUUCAUAUAUAUUACUGAUCAAAAAUUUUCCUUACUCCCCCCCCCCCUCCGUGAGCGAACAAAACCAUUAGAAAAAUCGCCAUUUUUUGACCAAAAACCCACCCUCCGUGAGUGAACAAAAAUUUUUUUAAUAGAAAAAAUUUUAAUGGAAAAAAAUUUUGAUAUAUAAGUGAUAAUUAUUAUAAUGAAAUCUAGAGCUAAUUCUGUUUAAUUUUAAACAAAUUGCGUUUUUAAAAACAUAAAAUUUUGCAAAUUAAAUUAAUAUUUUGCUUCCCAAUUUUUGCAAAUUAGGAUUUUUUUAAAUUUCGAAAAAAAUAUUUUUUUAUAAAUUUAUAUAUAAAUUUUUUUUAAAAAAAAAAAAAAUUAACCCCCCUCCGUGAGCGAACAAAAUUUUUUUGUUCGCUCACGGAGGGGGGGGGAGUUAGUGAGCUAUUAAUCGCUAAUAUAUAUAACAUCUUGAAUACUGAUAUUAAAAAUUUUAAGACAAAUCAUUCGGAAUUGCUCAAAGCAAUAAAGUCUGCUGAAAAUGAUGCUUAUGAAAAUAACUCAAAAUUUGAUAAAGAAAUCACUGAUUUAUCUAACACUUUAGAAGCAGUUGAGAUAGAAAAAAUUGAUGAAACAUUAAAGAUACAGGCAGUUGAAGAUAAGCUGAAGUGCUUAUCAAACAAUUAUUUUGAAGAAAAAGAGUCUUAAUUUAGCUUAAACUGCUAAAGUGUUCAAAGUGUCGCCUGGAUCCGAAGGAUCGGAAAGGAGCCAAACUAGUGACGUCACCUGACAUUUCUUACAUCACCAUUUUUAUCUGGUCGAAGAACUAUCCUAAGUAAUGGCGGUUAGUUAGCCUCCAGAUCUCAAGGGCAGUGUUGUCUUGCCUUUCCCCAACUUGACUCCAGCUCGUGUUCCGCCUAAGGAUCUUUUUCCUCCAUAGUGUUAAGCUAUGCAUCCAAAUUACCCUGAACCAAAUCCUUCACCUUAUCUGAUGAGUUGCCAUGACAUUGUGGAUAAGAUUUUCACUAACAAAACUGAGCCCCCCCGUUCCUUAAGGGAUAUAAGAAAUUAGCAGAGCUAACUUCUUUUGAGCUUAACGCCAUUUAUUUAUAAAAAAGAGUCGGUAAAGAUUAUUAUAGAUUCAAAUGAUCGAGAAAGGAAUUGAAAAGCAAGAAAUUAAAAUCAAAAAGAGCAUUAAUAAAAAAUUGUCUCUAGAGAGAAGGCUACAGUCAUCUUUAAAAGCAGUCAGUUUAAUGAAAUCAACAAUUGAAGAGCUAUCAAGGUAUCAAAUGGAAGACGAGAAGUGUAAAUUAGACAUUUUGCUUCAAAUUUCUUCUAAUUAA